AUGAGUCGAUCAAGCAAGCAAGUUCGUCUGAUGCACGUUCUGAAUAAUGCCACCGUACAGGUCGGUGAUCAAGUUCACCAGGAUUUGACCAAGAUGAGAGCCGAGUCGACAGAUACAGAUGAGUAUGUCUCCAAGUACAACGAGUACACUGACAAGUAUCAUGAGGUCUUCAAGCUUGAACUUGCACGUCUAAUCGACCAGCACAAACAGCUUAAGAAUAAAUACAAGGAAGACGGAGACGACGAGUCUUAUCUCAACAGCUGCAAAAAGAUUGACCGGCAAGUAUCCUUGUACUACGCAAUCGAUAACAAUUAUGUCGAUGCCGUUCAGAUUAUUCUUGAGGGCUGGCGAGCACAUGACCGUAACAUCAUUAACGGCAAUGGGCAGUGGGGAAAUGCGGACAAUAUGGCAUGGUUGAUCUUACCGGUGCAGUAUGCCACUGAAAAGCGGCGCCCUGAAAUCGUAAAGGUCUUUUCAAGAAAUACGCAGAUGUGA
Truncatella angustata is the source of this 495-nucleotide messenger RNA. RefSeq lists its product as uncharacterized. The coding region runs from base 1 to 495 and encodes 164 amino acids. The record is from RefSeq and is a predicted model, not a curated record. The transcript has a single exon. Lineage: Eukaryota; Fungi; Ascomycota; Sordariomycetes; Amphisphaeriales; Sporocadaceae.